Bombus huntii is the source of this 1771-nucleotide messenger RNA. RefSeq names its product U4/U6 small nuclear ribonucleoprotein Prp31 (gene Prp31). NCBI's taxonomy places the organism in Eukaryota, Metazoa, Arthropoda, Insecta, Hymenoptera, Apidae. The record is from RefSeq and is a predicted model, not a curated record. Gene Ontology annotation, biological process: spliceosomal tri-snRNP complex assembly; mRNA splicing, via spliceosome. Gene Ontology annotation, cellular component: U4/U6 x U5 tri-snRNP complex; U4 snRNP; precatalytic spliceosome. The transcript has 9 exons. Bases 235 to 1704 code for a protein of 489 amino acids.
GGGGAGAGAACAACUCAUUUUUCCAUAGCUUCCUAUCGUCGAUUGACAAAUCUCUACCUUGCGUUACUGUACUUUACCUUCUUUUACUAUAUGCCGGUUUUUCAAUCAAGCAUAGGAGACGAUAACAAGGCGCUAGAUUGAUGGCGUGGUAGUUCAUAGCAGAUAGUUGUAGUUGUCAAACAGAAUCGAGGAAGUACAUAUUGUGAAUUUUAAAUAAACAAUUUAUAAAGAAACAUGUCGUUAGCCGAUGAGUUAUUAGCAGAUCUUGAAGAGAAUGACGAUAACGAUGACAUCGCGGAAGAACCGGAGCCGGAUUUUAUUCCGGCUUCUGUUUCGAAAACCAUCGAAGAAGAAAUAAAAGUAGCUUCUGUAAGAGAAUUGGCAAAACUUCGUGAUUCAGAACAGUUACAAAAAGUAAUGUUACAAAUAGAAAAAUACAGUAAAAUUCCUAGAAAGUCAGCAGAUAUUAUUGGGCCUGUUGAGUCUGAUCCAGAAUAUCAACUUAUCGUCGAAGCUAAUAACAUGGCUGUAGAUAUUGAUGAUGAAAUAGCUACCAUACAUCGGUUUGCCAGAGAUAAAUAUUCCAAAAGAUUUCCAGAAUUGGAAUCUUUAGUUGUUGGUCCAUUAGAAUAUGUGAUGACAGUUAGAGAAUUAGGAAAUGAUUUAGAUAGAGCAAAAAACAAUGAAACAUUGCAACAAUUUCUUACUCAAGCAACAAUUAUGGUGGUAUCAGUUACUGCUUCAACUACUCAAGGACAAUUAUUAACAGAAGAAGAAAAGGAAGCUAUUUGCGAGGCAUGCGAUAUGGCAGUAGAAUUGAAUAACUGCAAGUUAAAAAUAUUUGAAUAUGUUGAAAGUAGGAUGGCAUUUAUCGCGCCAAAUCUUUCUGUAAUAGUGGGUGCAUCUACAGCAGCAAAAAUUAUGGGUGUUGCUGGCGGACUGACAAAACUUUCCAAAAUGCCAGCAUGCAAUGUUUUAGUUUUGGGAUCUCAAAAAACCACAUUAUCUGGAUUUUCUCAAGUUACAACAUUACCUCACACUGGAUUUAUAUAUUAUUCUGAUAUUGUACAAGAAACACCACCAGAUUUACGAAGAAAAGCAGCAAGGCUUGUGGCAGCAAAGAGUAUGUUAGCUGCCCGAGUUGAUGCGUGUCAUGAAAGUACAGAUGGUCAUAUUGGUCAAAUGUUUCGUGAAGAAAUUGAGAAAAAGCUCGAUAAGCUUCAAGAACCACCUCCUGUUAAAUUUGUGAAACCUUUACCAAAACCCAUUGAUCCAGGACGAAAGAAACGUGGUGGUAAACGCGUCAGAAAAAUGAAGGAACGUUAUGCUAUCACUGAAUUUAGGAAACACGCAAAUAGAAUGAAUUUUGCAGAUAUCGAGAAUGAUGCUUAUCAAGAAGAUCUUGGUUAUUCGCGUGGAACAAUUGGCAAAGCAGGGACCGGUCGUAUUCGACUACCACAAAUCGAUGAAAAAACAAAAGUACGGAUAUCAAAAACGCUCCAGAAAAAUUUACAAAAACAGCAACAAUGGGGUGGUAGUACAACAGUUAAAAAACAAGUUUCCGGUACAGCAUCUAGUGUUGCAUUUACUCCAUUGCAGGGUUUGGAAAUUGUAAAUCCACAAGCCGCGGAAAAGAAAGUAAACGAAGCCAAUGCUAAAUAUUUUUCGAAUAUAGCUGGAUUUUUAAAAGUGAAAAAGACAUAAGGAGACUGUACAUAAUAUAGAGUGUAAUAUAUCAUUAGUUCAAUAAAUUUUAACAUGUUGAAUGCCA